Tetrahymena thermophila SB210 is the source of this 1347-nucleotide messenger RNA. RefSeq lists its product as hypothetical. The transcript is spliced from 4 exons. Lineage: Eukaryota; Ciliophora; Oligohymenophorea; Hymenostomatida; Tetrahymenidae. The record is from RefSeq and is a predicted model, not a curated record.
AAAAAGCAAUUAUUUAUAAUUUUUUUUGAAUUGAUUAUGGGAAAUUAGAUUGUAGAUAAAGGUAUUAAACCAAUAGUGAAAAAAGAAUUUGAAAAUUUAAAAUCUAAGUAAAGAGAUUAUUUAACUGUUAGCGAAGUUAUAAAGUUUUAGCAUCCAGAGAAUUAUUAAUUUCAAUUUGAUCAUUUAGGGAAUCUUUUUGUCUUAAAUUCUAGUCGUUCAGGGACGUUUUCAAUUUAGGAAUUUUAUAAAUUUAUAGAAUUUUGCUAGAAUAAUUUGAAAAAUGUCAAAACGUAUGAGUUUUAAAGCUAGCUUUAAGCAGCUACAACUCAUGUAUUACUUUAAUAUCUACAAAAGGAAAAUGGUGAAAAUGAAAUAGUGGAUUGGGUUGAGCAAAUGCUUUUGAAAAAUGAAAAAAAUGCAAUUACGUUUGAAAGGAUGGGAAAUACAAAGUUUAUUGGUAUUCAAACUGUGAAGAUACUUUAUGAAAUUUUCAAAAUAAAAAUGAUGAAUGGUAUGGAAAUUUAAUAGUUCUUUUAUCUAUUAUAGUAGUGUGGAGAAGAAGCUGGAUUGAUGGCUCCAGAUGCUAAGGAAUUAGAUGAAUACGUCCCUGUUGAAAUGGGCAAAGAGUUUGCAAGGUAGUACUUAAGAGGAUUUGCUAAGUUAAUGAGAGAAGUAGGAUUUAAUGAUGAUUCCUCAAUGCAGCAAGAUAUUACAAUGUUGGAAGCUAGUCUACAUAAUACUAACAAUCCAAUCAACAAGAUUGGAUAAAAUUAGAUUGAUAACUUGUAAGGGAGAGGAGAAAAUAAUUUUUAGGAUUAUUAGAGAGGUGAUAAUACAGGAGGGUUUAAUUCUAACGACUAAUACUUUGAGGAUGAAAUAGAUGUGGAGGACGAAGAUGAAAUCAAUGAUGAAGACGAUGAGGAUGAAGAUGAUGAAGAGGAAGAAUUAUAUGACUUAAAUAGAAUAGAUGAUUAAGAUGAAACAAGCUACAAUAAAUUCUAAAAUAAAUUUAGAUAUACGCAAUCAUCAGGAAUAGCAUAAUAUCAAUAAUAGUAAAGAUAAACUUAAAAUAACAAUUUCAACAACUAAGAUGAAGAAUCUGAAAAAUAAAAAUAAAAUCUCGAAGAUAAGUAUAAAGAUAAUUAUUUUGUAUAUCAAUAAAAAUAAAACUUAAAAUCUGGAUUAAAUUCUUCAGGAUAAAAGCAUAAGUCAUAGUCAAUUAAUAAUAGUUUAUCUUAAUAAUAUCAAGACCAAGUUACCACAAGUUAACCAAAGCAAGGAAUAGUAAUCCCUCCUUUGUAGGUGAAUUUAACAUAAAAAGGAUAUAUGCCAAAUAACUUCAUGUGA